UGUUCCACAUCUUGGCCCUGAUUCUCCUGGCUCCGCUGGUCGGCUCGCUUCUCCUCCUGCCCAUCCCCACCUACGGGAAGAAGGCGCCCUCAUCGGGCCCGGCCAUCCCGGCCAAGCUGUCCUGGAUGCUGCAGGAGUCGCCGCCCGUGUUCUGGGGCAUCUUCUUCAUCGGCCGGCACCUGUACUCGCGACUGACCCAGCCGGACGUGGCGCACGCCUCCUUCUGGCAUCUCCUCCUGGCGGUGCACUUUGCCCUGCACUACGUCUACCGCGCCUUUGUCUACCCCUUCAAGAUGAGCCCCUCCUCUCGGCCGGUCCCGCUGCACAUUGCCCUUUUUGCCUUCCUCUUUUGCCUGCUCAAUGGCUACGUCAUCCUCGGGCUGCUGCUGUCAUCGCCGGCCACGGCGGUCUCGCCCCGGGACUAUGGGAUCUCCUGGUCCUCGCACAUCUUCUUCCUCGGGCUGCUGAUCUUCCACAUCGGCGCAUGGGGCAACCGCCGGGCGGACCGGCGCCUGGCUGCCAUGCGCGCGGCCCCCGGGCCCGGGACUGUCCGGCGCAACAACUACAUCCUCCCCACCGGUGGCAUGUACAACCUGGUGUCCAGCCCGCACUAUCUGGCUGAGCUCUUCGAGUGGGCCGGCUUCGCGGUGGCCACCAUCGGCCUGCCCUUCACCCCGUACUCGGUGGCCCUGGAUCGGAUCGCCAUCUCGGCCAGCGCGGCCUCGGUCCUGCCCUCCUCCCUGGCCGGGGUCUUCUCCUCGGCCGAGUGGCUGCUGCCCAAUCUGCCGACCAUCUCCCGCGUGGCGCUGGCCUUCUGGCUCUUUGCCUUUGCCAACCUCGCCCCGCGCGCGUGGACCACGCACACCUGGUACCGCGAGCAGUUCGGCAACAAGUACCCCUCCUCCCGGCGCGCGCUCAUCCCCUACAUCCUGUGA
Messenger RNA from Fonticula alba, 935 nucleotides. RefSeq lists its product as hypothetical. The record is from RefSeq and is a predicted model, not a curated record. Gene Ontology annotation, molecular function: oxidoreductase activity, acting on the CH-CH group of donors. The annotation marks the transcript as partial. NCBI's taxonomy places the organism in Eukaryota, Rotosphaerida, Fonticulaceae. The transcript has 3 exons. Gene Ontology annotation, biological process: lipid metabolic process.